Messenger RNA from Dentiscutata erythropus, 545 nucleotides. The record is from the annotation of a GenBank genome assembly. NCBI's taxonomy places the organism in Eukaryota, Fungi, Glomeromycota, Glomeromycetes, Diversisporales, Gigasporaceae.
AAAGCAAAAUUAUAAAAGAUACUUCAAUCGCUGGUGCACACAAUAAUGAAGUCACCAGUAAUGAUACCGAAUCAGCAGAGGUAGAAAAGAUUAUAUACUUAGCCUCAAUUAUUAAGGUAUCAGUUCAAGAAGUCCACCUAAAGAUGCUUUUUAUAUCAACAGCAACUGGAACCGUUGAAGCUCCAGAAUUGCCAAAAGAAAAUGAUCGUAUUAAUUUAAAUCUAGGAGAUGUUUUAGAAAACUUAAUUGAUGAUUGCCUUGAAGUUGUAAAGAAUUGGUCGACCGGAUCUAAAAGAUUAGAAUCUAAAAAUGACUACCCUCUAAAGGUUAAUCAUAUAGAGGAUAGUAAAUUUGUUAAAGCCAUAAACGAGGAAGAAAUUGUUGAAGCUAGUUAUGAAAGUGAAGCCUUUCCAGAAGAUAUUGUGGACAUUGAAUCUAAAAUAAUAGGAAGUGAAGCAAAGGAAAAUAUUAAUGUCAAAGACUGGGAGCAGAAAUUAAAUGAUAAUGAAGUUAUAGAGUUAUCUGAUCAAGAUAAAUUGAACUAA